UUUUAGGUUCAUUUUCCAUCGCUCUCUCGUUUCCUCCGACUUCAGAUCUAGGGCAGAAAAUUGUGCUGAAAUUAGGGUUUCUUGAUGGAGAAGAAGAAGUAUCCGAUGCGAGCGGAGGAUUACAGGCUGUUCGAGAUGGUAGGGCAGGGGGUCAGCGCUUCUGUUCGUCGAGCGCUCUGCGUCCCGUUUGACGAGGUCGUCGCCAUCAAGAUCCUUGAUUUCGAGAGGGACAACAGCGAUCUGAAUAACAUCUCUCGCGAGGCCCAAAUAAUGCUCUUGAUUGACCAUCCCAAUGUGCUUAAGGCGCACUGCUCCUUUGUGAAUGACCAUAACUUAUGGGUUGUCAUGCCUUAUAUGGCAGGAGGAUCUUGUCUUCACAUAAUGAAGUCUGUGUACCCCAAUGGUUUCGAGGAAGUUGUCAUUGCUACAAUACUACGUGAAGCAUUAAAAGGUCUAGUUUAUCUUCAUCAUCAUGGGCACAUACAUAGAGAUGUAAAGGCUGGCAAUAUCCUAGUUGAUUCUAAAGGUCGGAUUAAGCUGGGAGAUUUUGGAGUUUCAGCUUCUCUGUUUGAUUCGGGUGACCGGCAACGCUCAAGGAAUACAUUUGUUGGGACACCUUGCUGGAUGGCACCUGAAGUGAUGGAGCAACUUCAUGGUUAUGAUUUCAAGGCUGACAUAUGGUCUUUUGGGAUAACUGCUUUGGAACUUGCUCAUGGCCAUGCUCCCUUUUCAAAAUACCCUCCAAUGAAGGUCCUUCUUAUGACUUUGCAAAAUGCACCUCCAGGUCUUGACUAUGAAAGGGACAGGAAGUUUUCGAGGUCUUUUAAACAUAUGAUAGCUAUGUGCCUGGUGAAAGAUCCUACAAAAAGGCCUUCUGCUCAAAAGUUGUUAAAGGAGCCUUUCUUCAAACAAGCCCGAUCUCAUGAUUACAUAUCACGUAAGAUUUUGGAGGGGUUGCCUACUCUUGGUGAUCGCCAUCAAGCCUUGAAGGAGAAGGAAGAAGAUAUGCUUGCACAAAAGAAGAUUCCUUAUGGGAAAAAGGAAGAACUAUCACAGAAUGAAUAUAAAAGAGGGAUCAGCAUCUGGAACUUUGACAUAGACGACUUGAGGACUCAGGCUUCACUGAUUUCAGAUAAUGAGGAAAACAACCCUAGUAAAGAUCGAGGAGGAAGUUCAAAUUCAUUGUUUGAGCUUGAACCAGUGCAAGAAAGAAUGUCUACAGAAUGCAUGACUUCUGCUGCUAGUUUCUCCUCAAAGGAUGAUGACGAUAUAGAAAGCGACGGAGUGCAAAUUAAAUCACCUCCGCCUUUGCAACUUGACCUGGAUAAGUUCUAUCAGAGAACCAAAUCUGAUGUAUCUGACUGUGAUUUUAAAGUUGCCGAACCAAAUUGUUGUGGUGAUAUGCAAACUGAAGUGCAGCUCCACCGCAGUGAUAGAGAGAAUGAAUGCAGUGGAAGUUGUGAAUUAGAGAUUGAUGAGAAGAGUGUCGAUGUGAUGCCUUCUCAGCGUUCUCAUGAGAAGAGGCUAUCAGCAUCUUCUUCAUCCUCAGAGCUCUGUAACCCUUCUCACGAACGGCGAUUCUCCAUAAGUUCUUGCACAUCAGACAGUUUCCUAUCGUCUAAAGGAGAGAGUUUGAAGCAACAAAAUCUACAACAGAACAUGGGCAAUUGUAAUGGAGAUGUGUCUCAAACAGUAACUGAGAUGCCUGCUGAAUCAGUUUCUAAAGCAUCCAAGUCAUCAGCGUCAACUUCCGACGACCUUGAUGACAAGUCUAAACCUCCAGUGGUACAACAAAAGGGACGUUUUAAAGUAACGUCUGAGAAAGUGGACUUAGAAAAGCUGGCUAUUCCAUCUAUUGGCCUACAAAAGAGUCACAGCAUGCAGGUGAUUUCACAAGUUACUUCUCCAACUGUUCCAUCACCCUCAGAUGCUACGCCAAUUGCCGGUUCACUUUUUCAACAUAUGCUUUCAAUUCUACAGACUAGUACGCUUCAAAAGGAUUAUGCUCUUUCCGUGAUGAAGCAACUGUGCACUGGUGAACAAUCAGUUAAUCGCUCAGCAGAUGGGCCGUUGGUAUCAGUAUCUACAGUUUCCUUGUUGGAAGCAGUAAAUGAAAGGGAGAAAGAGCUGCUGCAAGAAGUCACCGACUUGCAAUUGAGGAUUAUAAGCAAAGAUGAGGAGAUACAAAAGCUCAAAGCUAGACUCGCCCAGGCCAACAUCAUGUAGAAAUCUGACAUCCAAGCCCACUGUUGCUUGAUGCGAACCAAGGAGGCCAGCAAUUAAGGUAUGAUGCAGAAAUCUGGCAUCUAGUCUCAUUUUGUGCAGUUUCAUCCACAAUAAUCGCUUGGGUGUGGGAAAUACGAAGCAGCGUCUGUAGACGAAGAAUGAGGAACUCCAUAACACCUACAAAUAGCCGGUGAUCAACACCAUCAAGAAUGAUUAUAAGGUUUAGAAUCUGUAGAAAAUGCAUGAGAAUUUCACAACUCCAUCCAGGGCAUUUAUGGACCUAGAUAACCUAUGCAAGCAUAUGUCCAUCUUGUUAGAUCCUGAACAUGUGCUUUUCCUUGACUUUAGAUUUAGAUUCGGGAAUAACUUUAGAAUCUUGUUGCUUAAUAAAACAGUUAAAGGACCUCCAAGAAAUAGGAAAAAGAAUCAUAGUUUAGAGGUUAUAUUGCUGUAAUUUUGAACUCCUAUAGCAGGUGGGAUAAUUUCGUUGCUGCCGCUGUUCGACUUUUUAUUGAAAGCAGGGAAAAGUGUGGGUUUCAGCUGCAUUGGACAUGACUCAUGUGUUCAUCGCGAUAUUUCUCAUGAAACAUUCUUAUAAUUGUUUGAAUCCUUUUCUUCGGCAUUAAGCUGCGGGAUGUUUAUAUAGACAACAUUAUCUGACUGAGAUGAUACUUUUGUGAUUUUAAGUAACCAGCCUGAAGUAUAUGCGGAAAUGUGGAUAUUUACUAAUAAAAAAAUAUAAGCAAU
Messenger RNA from Asparagus officinalis (garden asparagus), 2973 nucleotides. RefSeq names its product serine/threonine-protein kinase BLUS1. The transcript has 20 exons. Bases 85 to 2226 code for a protein of 713 amino acids. NCBI's taxonomy places the organism in Eukaryota, Viridiplantae, Streptophyta, Magnoliopsida, Asparagales, Asparagaceae. Gene Ontology annotation, biological process: protein phosphorylation. The record is from RefSeq and is a predicted model, not a curated record. Gene Ontology annotation, molecular function: protein kinase activity; ATP binding; protein serine/threonine kinase activator activity.